Molecule: messenger RNA, 2036 nt
Organism: Stomoxys calcitrans (stable fly)
Lineage: Eukaryota; Metazoa; Arthropoda; Insecta; Diptera; Muscidae
Product: membrane metallo-endopeptidase-like 1
Exons: 1
Coding region: 24-2036 (670 amino acids)
Biological process (GO): protein processing
Cellular component (GO): plasma membrane
Molecular function (GO): metalloendopeptidase activity
Source: RefSeq, a predicted model, not a curated record
AAUUCUUUAUAUUUUUUACCAAUAUGGGCAAAGCCCUGGUGCAAAUAUUUCUGCUCUUGGGCACACUGUGCUUCACUUUGGUCCAAGGCGAAGCUACAAACGCAACGUCAUUGACGGUGGAACAAAAGAAGCUGCAAUACAUGGAGUCCAGUAUGGACCUUGACCAACCUGUUUGUACGAAUUUUUAUAAAUAUGCCUGCAAGAAGUGGUCGUUUUUUAUAGCAUCCGAGGCCCUAGAUGUGCUCGAAACGAACGUUGAAACACAAAUGGAAAAUAUUAUUGAGGUAUUUCCCUCUCUCAUGUAUCCAGAAUUCUUGAAAAGCAUACACAAUCAUUAUCAAUCGUGUAAAAGUCGUGAUGAAUUUGAUGUUCUUGACUAUCUGAAAUGGAUGAACGAGCACACUGAUAUAAAAUGGCCCUUAGUGAAACAGAAAGAGCUGCCGGGGAUGGGAGGAGAAGAAAAAGUGGAAGAAUCAACACCACUCGAUUGGAUAGAAUUGCUGGCCUUGACACGCACCUAUGGCCUCAAUGAUAUUUUCAUCUAUGAAACUGUAGUACAACGUCAAGAGGAUCCCAACAAACUGAUUGUAGUAAUUAAAAGACCCCCGCUCCAUAAGAUAGGCGACUUAAAACAUCAGAUAUAUGAUCCCAAAGGUCACCUGCAGCAUAUGGACUUGGAAAGCUUUCGAAAUUUUCAAAUAGAUUUGCUUAACCUUACGGUGCAUUUUGUGGAACGUGUUGAAAAGGCGAGUUUCGAAGUUAUCAUGGACUCUACAGGCAGGCCAAGUGACACAAAACCCCUGCUGGUGAAAGUCAACGAACUGCAAAUGCCUUGGCUGGUGAAGUAUUUGGAAACGCUGCUCAAUAGAAGACCCUUGGAUGCCGGCAUGGAGAUUUACAUCAACAGUGUGGAAUAUCUGCAGUCAGUUUACAGUUUGAUGAAUGCACGAGGCAAUCGCUUUAUGAACGAAUACAUCCAGCUUAGAUUUUUCAUUUAUUUGCAAGAGAAAUUUUUUACUCGUAGCUUUAAAUGCGUUCAGUAUAUUCGUGAGAGCUUUCCCUUGGUCAUGCAGUGGGCCUACGAGAAAAAUAAUUUACAAUUGAAAUGGCAAAUACCUAGAGUCGAAAAAAUAUACGAAAACCUCAAAGCUGAGUUUCGUCAAUCAUUGCAGACGAAUAGCUACAAUUUCAGUGAGUAUGUGCAACAGUAUCUGCUAGACAAACUGGAUGGCCUUACAUUAAUGGUGGGGCAAAUGAAUGUGCUUGAGUUGCAGCGCUACUACACAAAUAUGAGUCUUGCCGCGAACAAAUACUAUGGCAAUCAUUUGCAAAUAGCAAAUUUUCAUUUCAAACGUCUGCAUGAGGCUCUGGGCCAUGAGCAACUUACAUCCAGCUCUCCUGAAAUGUGGCAUUUGCAACAGUUUGUGGACUAUGGCCAGCGACUUGAGAAAACCCUUAGCCUGGCACAUUUGCCCAAAUUGUAUCCUAGACUUAAUGUUAUAUACCUUCCCUUGACUGUGUUGCAGCCGCCCUUCUACGAAGAUGGCCUAAGUGAUGAGUUUAUUUACGGCUCGCUGGGAUUUUGGCUAGCCCAUGAAAUAGUCAAAUCAUUCGAUCAGCAUCACCUGGUGUACGAUGCCAAGGGCAAAGUCAACACACAAAUGUUGCAACAGAUUCAAACGAAUCGAAAAUAUAAAAAAUCACUUUGGGAGUUAAGACACAACUUUCCCCAUUAUGAUUUGGAAGAUAAAAUCAAUGAUCUGGGUGGCCUGAAGUUGGCCUAUAAUGCGUUUUCAAAGCUUAAACUAGCCCAUCAUUUGAACAGAUCGUUCACCCUUAACAACAGCUCAUUCACCAGCGAUCAGUUAUUCUUUUUGAACUAUGCCCAAAACUUUUGCAGUACUUUAUGUGGCUUUAGUGAUCUGGGAACCCUUUUUUACAACUCCUGUGACCGUGUCAAUUUGCAAGUGCAAAGGCUUAAAGAGUUUGACAAGGCAUUCGAUUGCCAUGGUUAUUCCACGGAACCAAUUUGGUAA